GCCAUUUUGCUAUGCAUACGAUGGACGUGUCGUCGCCUGUUGCAUUCUUGCAUUCACCCUUCCUCAUCCCCGUCUUCACCCUGCUUGUAUCCAUCUUCUCCUUCCUCCUCUUCUUCACCAAGAAGUCUCGUCCAUUCGGCAGCAAUGGCGGCAAACGGUUGCCACCGUCACCGUGGGGUCUUCCGAUCCUCGGCCACCUCCCACUUCUUGGACCCCUACCGCAUAGGAAGCUCCGGUCUCUGGCGCAGGCGCACGGUCCGGUCAUGCUCCUGCGCCUCGGCGGCGUGCCCACCGUGGUGGCCUCCUCGGCUGCCGCAGCGCAGGAGGUCAUGAAGACCCGCGACCUGGCCUUCGCGAGCCGUGCUCCCGUGCGCAUGGCAGAGCUCCUUUUCUACGGCCGCGACAUGGCCUUUGCCCCCUACGGGGAGCACUGGCGCCAGGCGCGACGCGUGUGCGUGCUCCACUUCCUCAGCGCUCGCCGCGUCGCCUCCUUCCGCCGUGUCCGUGAGCUGCAGGCCGCAGCGCUGCUCGACCGCAUCCGACGUGUCGCAUGCGCCUUGCGGCCGGAUGGUUGCGCCGUGGUGAACCUGACCCACGAGUUCAUCUCCUACACCAACGCAGUCAUCUCGCUGGCCACGUUCGGUGACAACAGCGGGUAUGGUAUCGGCGACGGCCUGUCGGAGGUGUUCGCCGACUUCGAGGAGCUACUGGGAAUGGUCACGGUGGGGGAGUUCGUGCCGUUGCUGGCGUGGGUGGACACGCUGAUGGGGAUAGACGCCAAGGCGGCUCGGACGAGCAGGGUAAUGGAUGAGCUGCUCGAGCGGGUCAUCGCGGAUCACCGCCAACGUCGACUCGGCAGAGGAAGGCUUGUUGGCGACGCCGACGAAGAUCACCGGGACUUCGUGGACGUGAUGUUGGAUGUGAGCGAGGCGGGAGAGGAUGCCGGAGGUGUCGAGUUCGACACGAUCGCCAUCAAGGCCAUUGUCCUGGAUAUGUUCGCCGCUGGGACAGACACCACCUACACGACUCUGGUAUGGGCCAUGGCGGAGCUCAUCAACCACCCAGAUGAAAUGCGCAAGCUCCAGGAAGAGAUCCGUGCGACCGUCAUCGACAGUGGCGUCAACCACAUCAACGAGGACCAUCUCGACAAGCUACACUACCUUAGGGCUGUGAUCAAGGAGACGUUCCGUAUGCACGCGCCUUUGCCACUCCUAUUGCCUAGGGAGACGCUCGAGGACACGGAGUUGCUUGGCUACCGCGUCCCGGCACGGAUGCGCGUGGUGAUCAAUGCAUGGGCUAUUGGCCGCGACGCGGAGACGUGGGAACACGUCGAGGAGUUCAUGCCAGAGCGAUUCAUGGAUGGCCCGGUAGAGUACGGGGUGCGGUAUGACGACUUUAGGACGGUGCCAUUCGGCGGUGGGAGGAGGGGCUGCCCUGGGAUUGGGUUCGCCUCGCCGGCGAUCGAGCUAGCCCUUGCAAGCGUGUUGUACCAUUUUGACUGGGAGCUGCCGGCGGAGGUAGGGGCAUCAAAGCUAGACAUGAGCGAGCUGUAUGGGCUGUCUGUGCGUCUCAAGGCAACACUUUAUCUCGUUGCCAAGCCGUGGUCUCCUUGAUCGAUUAGCUAGCAGACUCAAAAAGUUAUUAUUUUCUCUGUCUACAAAAAAAUAUCUUAGAUUUAUCUAAAUUUAUGAAAAAUCUAAAACAUCCUUUUAUCGGA
Lolium perenne is the source of this 1717-nucleotide messenger RNA. RefSeq names its product cytochrome P450 736A117-like. The record is from RefSeq and is a predicted model, not a curated record. NCBI's taxonomy places the organism in Eukaryota, Viridiplantae, Streptophyta, Magnoliopsida, Poales, Poaceae. Gene Ontology annotation, molecular function: oxidoreductase activity, acting on paired donors, with incorporation or reduction of molecular oxygen; monooxygenase activity; iron ion binding.